AUGGGACAAGAUUAUUCGUACAGCCAGCCUUCUUCAUCAGACGAGUUCGACAUAACUUCCCUUCUUCAAGCAGAAGCUGAACUGUACGCGGAUGAAGCUGACAGUAGCUACAAUAUGGCAGAGCCGUUUCAGUACCCACCUCAACCUGAGGCUGAUGAUGGAAUCCCGACGACUUGCUACUGUGGUGGUGAGCCUGUUGUCGCAACAUCUUACACCUCUAAAGAUCCAGGCAUAAGGUACUUCACGUGCGACAAUGCUGAUGAUGGUGACUGCCAUGUUUGGAAAUGGUGGGACGUGGCUGUGAUGGAGGAGAUGAGUGACUUUCAGAGACAACUUAGGGAGCUUAAGGAUCAAUCUGUUGUGAAUGCAUCGAAGCUGGUUAAGCUUGAGAGGACCGCUGGUGAGUUAUCAAAGAAGGAAACAGAGGUUAUACAUGGCUUCGCAUUGGAAGUUUAUGUAAUGGUCUGUGGGUUAGUUUUAAUAGGCUUGGCGGUCAUGUAUCUUGAUGGAAGAGCUUGA
This is a messenger RNA of Brassica oleracea var. oleracea, 519 nucleotides long. RefSeq lists its product as uncharacterized. Lineage: Eukaryota; Viridiplantae; Streptophyta; Magnoliopsida; Brassicales; Brassicaceae. The record is from RefSeq and is a predicted model, not a curated record. The coding region runs from base 1 to 519 and encodes 172 amino acids. The transcript has 2 exons.